Gasterosteus aculeatus aculeatus (three-spined stickleback) is the source of this 3701-nucleotide messenger RNA. The record is from RefSeq and is a predicted model, not a curated record. NCBI's taxonomy places the organism in Eukaryota, Metazoa, Chordata, Actinopteri, Perciformes, Gasterosteidae.
CCCCCCCGGUCCGACGGGUUGCAGGACUGACCACGGCGCAUGCACGCCCAACUUUGACUUGAUGCGUCCGCUGACAGUUUAAUAUGAUGGUAUUUCUGAACCCUCUCUGUCUUAACGGGCCUCAACCUGCACGCUCUGCCUUCUCAGAGCUCGCGCUACUUCCUGCGCUGUGAUUUGCUGUUGUUUGAGAGGAGGGGGUGGGGGCGGCGGCUUUGUGCCCUCUGCACGCUUUGAUCGGCCUUUUGAGAGACCCUGCAGGUUCUGAGGGGGCGCGGGCUUCCACUGUUACCACUAAGUACGAGACGGUCACAACCAGCCGCUGCGAAGGAAGCAGGAACCCCGAGGGAAUGCGGGGCGGGAAAAGGGCAUUAUGACACAGAAGUGCUCCCAGGAGAAGGAGGGGAGCGAUAUCUGAGCGGGACUCGGUGGACCCUGCAAACAGACAUGAAUAAUCGCUCCAUCGCCUGGUGGCUGAAACAGAUCGGGCUGCCGCAGUACGUCAAGGCACUAGAGGGAGAAUAUUAUGGUCUGGAGGGUUUGCUGGGUGUAACCGACGCGGAGCUGAAGGAUUCGGGGGUCGAGGAUGCGACGCACAGGGAGAUCAUCCUCGAUCAACUUUCAAGACACCGGCAGAGGCUGGAGCCGCGCUCUGGUGACCGUCACUGGCCAAUGAUCCAGCGUUCAAAUAGAAAAGUGUUCUAACCAACUCGUUCAUCAGGCGGCGAACAUAAUGCAUUGUGCUGCAUCUUAGGCCUGCAAAGUGACUAAGAGUGAAAAAUGAAAUGCUAUCAUCCCGGCAACGGUAUCACUUUCAGACCCCUCACAGUAUGCACGAAUUAAAGGAGUAGUGCAACAUUCAGGGAAACAAGUUUUGCACAUCUGGUUGAAGGUGACAGAAAUGACCAGAAUUGCAAAACUCUGCAGGAGAGCAAAAAGUGUUUCUUUAAAACAUCCUUCUUGCCGUCUCUCAGGUGUGCAGGUGGAGCGGAGGGUCAGCAGGAAGUACUCCCUGGGCUCGUCUGCGGAUGUGGUGAAGCCGGGGAAGGACCUGUUUCGUCAGAGCUUGUUGCCCCGCCUCCAACGCGCAGACAGGAAACAGCGUCUCUCCGCCUCCUGCUCGCAGCUCCGCCCCCUGAACGAGGACAACGUCAUCGGCGAGGCGGAGCGCUGUCAGGAGAGGAAACGCGGCAAGAGGAAGAGCGUCAGCGCAUACCUCAGCCAGCUGAAGGUGUUCGGCGGGCGCAAAGACAUGGACUCCUUCAAGAAGGAGCUGGAGGAGGAGCUGAAGCUCAGCACCGACGACCCGAGGAGCCACGCGUGGUUCCACGGACCGCUGAGCCGAGAGGCGGCAGAGUCUCUGUUCGAGAGGGACGGGGACUUCCUGGUCCGAGAGUCAAGCUCUUCCCCUGGCGACUACGUUCUGAGCUGCUUUUGGAAGGACGGGCCCAUGCACUUCAAGAUCAUACGCGUGAUCCUUCGUCCCAAAGAGGGUUACUCCCGGGAGCUGUUCCAGUUCGAGAAGGAUCGCUUCGACAACGUCCCCGCGCUGAUCCGCUUCUACGUGGGCGGCCGGCUGCCCAUCUCCCAGGGCUCUGGCGCCGUGAUCUUUCACCCGAUCACGCGGACCCUUCCCCUUCGCGUGAUCGCCGAGCGGGGCGUGGAGCCCCCCGCCAGGAGAGAGAAACCCUCUCAGGCCAACAUAAGGCGCAGCUUCAGUUCUGAACACGCGGACGCGCUGGAGGCCGUCAACCCACUGCUCAGGUGGGAGGAGGUCUGCGGGAACGUGGCCCAGGGUGAAGAAAGAGUAAACUCAAGCGUUUUUUAUUUUCUGGGUGGCAGGAGCGGAAGUCAGCCGGCCAACAUGGAGAACGUUGGUCGUGGACCUUCACUUCAGUCUGCACAGUCGGACAGCAACCUGCGCACGGGCGUUCCACAGAGCGCUCCUUCCAAGGACACGGAGCCCGCCCCCAUCUCGCCGGUGUUUCGCACGGGCAGCGAACCCCUGCUGAGCCCCCGGCCGCGACACACGCGCCCCUCCCACCCAGGUGGUGGUGUGACUCUGCGGGGGUCGGACGGGCAGCUGCACCCCAGAGCUCCUCCUAAACCUCUCAGGGUCUCUACAAUAUUUGGCAACGGCGUCCCGCCCCCACCCACCGACCCCUCCUCUUUCUACGACGAGCUGGUCAUCCAGGUGCCACAGGCCCGGCAGAAGGGUCACGUGGACCGACUGCGUGCGGAGGAGAAGUGGCAGAGCCGCGCCCGCCUCACCGAGACGUCCUUCGGCUUCCUGGAGGCACAGAAGAACGAAGAGGCGUCACAGCUGCCGCAGAAGAUGACGCCGCCGGGAGGGGAGGAUUGGCAUUUUCAGAAGCCACAAGUGGAGUCGGCCUCGUGCUUCCAGUUGGAUCAGUUUCACUCGAAGCUCUUGCCGGAGAACAACCGGCCUCUGGAGCCCGCCGUCCUGCUGGCACUCAAAGAGCUCUUCAACCGCUCCAAGGCCGAGGCCACCGCUCUGCACAUGCUCAGCGUCGACUGCCAGGUGGCGCGCAUCGUCGGCGUGACCGACGAGCAGAAGACGUCCAUGGGAGUCGGGUCGGGGCUGGAGCUCGUCACUCUGCCGCACGGAAGCCAGUUACGGAAGGAUUUGUUAGAAAGGCAUCAUCUAAUAGCGCUGGGAGUUGCUGUGGACAUCUUGGGCUGCACAGGAACCGUGAGCCAAAGGGCAACGGUCUUACAUAAACUAAUCUUAUUGGCCCAGGCCCUGAAAGAACACGCCCACAACCUGUACUCCUUCUCCGCCGUGAUGAAGGCUCUAGAUAUGCCCCAGAUAACGCGCCUGGAGAUGACGUGGCGAGCGCUGAGAAGGAACCACACGGACACGGCCGUUUUAUUUGAGAAGAAACUCAAACCCUUCAUGAACCUGCUGAACGACGGCGACGACUCCGUGGUCAGCGGACCCGUGGCCGUGCCGCACCUGGUCCCUCUGCUGAUGGCGAUGGAGGGCGACGACCCGGUGGAGGACAGCGAGCGGGGCUGCGAGCUUCUCUACGACGUCCUGCAGGCGGCUCGCAGGGCGGCGCUGCACGCGCCGGACUACCAGCAGCACGCGCGCGCUCUGCUCGCAGGAAGCUGGGAGCCCGUCCCCGAGCUGCUGGAGGCCUUCCGGACAGAGUUCGCCCUGCGUCUGCUCUGGGGUCAUUCGGGGUCGCUGGCCGACAAGGCGGAGCGCUACGAGAAGUUUGACAAGAUCCUCCAUGUGCUGUCGGAUAAGCUGGAGCCCGUGGUGAUCACCCCACUCCAGCCUGACCUUCUGACCUGACCCCCCCCCCGGGCUCCGAUUUUCAACCCGCGAAAAAGGGUGAGAGUCAGCACUUUCGGGACAGAGAGAUGAAAGUGAAAUGUUUUUAAGUGGAGCCUUCGGGGCGCGGCGGUCUCGCCCCCCCGACAUGUCACGGACAUAAAGGAGCAGUUAAUCACCUAUAAAAGGAAUCUUUCACUGUGAAAGGAGCUGUGUCGGAUUCAGAAGAUCUGGAACACAAGAAUCUGUUAACUUCUCGAAAUGUGCAAUGACGACGCUCAUCAACAUGAACGUGACUAAAACGGUUUGUGCGUGCGCUGCUGCUGGGAGGGACCACACUGGGAAUUUGUGUAUUUCUAAUGCAAUAAAUAUUUUUGGCCUGGAAUAUUUCUGAAAAGAAAAA